Lymnaea stagnalis (great pond snail) is the source of this 150-nucleotide messenger RNA. NCBI's taxonomy places the organism in Eukaryota, Metazoa, Mollusca, Gastropoda, Lymnaeidae. The record is from the annotation of a GenBank genome assembly.
AUGGAGGCCACAAAGGUCAACCUCAAUGUCUCCGACUAUUCUGUCCACCAGACAACUCUGGAGCAGGUCUUCUUGACCUUCACAAGGUCACAAGUCACGCCUAAAGAAGAGGAGAAAUUCAGUGAGUUGACCAAGAUCUUCUGCUGCUGU